Molecule: messenger RNA, 1864 nt
Organism: Mytilus trossulus (common blue mussel)
Lineage: Eukaryota; Metazoa; Mollusca; Bivalvia; Mytilida; Mytilidae
Exons: 2
Coding region: 271-702 (143 amino acids)
Molecular function (GO): DNA binding
Source: RefSeq, a predicted model, not a curated record
UAAAUUGUUUUCUGGAACAGACCUACUUAAGAAGUUCCUUUUCUGCAUAAAUAAUGUAAUACAAACUACCCAUUGUACAUUAGGUCUAAUGUUAUUAUACACACUGCUGUCUGCAUGCAUUCAGCUAUGUUGUUAUAAAUGUAAUUUAUAUGUACAUUUUGUUGUAUAAUUAUUAUAGACAGUCUUUCUGUGCAUACAUGAUAUAGCUGCAAAAAAAUGUAUUUAAAAUUGUAAAAAGUAUCUAAAAAAUUAUUAAUAUAGUACACAUUCAUGUACAUGAAUUCACAAUUUGUUUUAUUCUUUCAGCAGCUGACUGUUCUUAUAAAAGACUCCUUGGACCCUAACAAGUUCAAGGAUGUUCUAGUAGUAAAAACUGAGGAAAGACAUGCACGUUUGCAGGCCAAAUCUUCAAAGAGACCAGCCAUAGCCUUAUUGAAUGCUAUAUUGACAUGUGUUUUCACCAAAGCAGAAUUAGCUGUUUCUUCUGGACUAGGCAUCAGAAAGAUGAAAGGAGAAGUAGCUAGUUGCCCGUUGGAUGGUACAAAAAUUGAAGCAAUACGAGAGUAUAUCAUGUACCAUUGUACGCGUGAGGGAUGGCAGCUGCCUUCUAAAGUUGAAUUUAAUACAACAAUAACCAACAAAGUUACAAACUGCAGAAGGAAACUGUUAACUCAUCCAGUGCUCAAGAAAAAAUCUUGUUGAAUUACAAUUAAUGUACAUUUGGAUAUGGACAUACACAACAAUCAACUGGAUUAUUUGCGUCAUAAUUUUUCUUUACAUAAAUUUAUACAUGUGUUGAGUGAACAUGGCUUUUAUAUACACAUGUAUUUAUAAGAUGGAAAUUUUUUAGUGUUGUCUUAAUAAUAGUGUGAUAGAAUUAUGAAUUCUAGCUAAGCUAUCCAUUCUCUUUUAAAAAAGUGGCAGGAUUCUAUUAAGUGUGUGUAUAAAAGUGAAAGAUGGGUCCUUGUACUAUUUAGCAAAGAACACAAUAACAUUUAGAUAUUUGCAUACAUGUACAUGAAUGUGCAUUAGUGGCACACAAUAUAUAUUGAAAGUAAAUACAAUGUAUAUUUGUAUAUAUGGGAUAUAGUUUAUAUGGAAAAUGUGUUUAUUGAGAAGUAUAAGUUUAAUUCUUAUUGAGGUAAGUUGCUGUAUUGCCAUGAAUAUUACUUUAUCAAGUUUCCUGCCAGCUAGCUAUCUGACUAUAAAACCCUAUUUUGAAUACAUGUAUAUAAAAAUGUAGGUUGUUAAACAUGCAUGGUGACUGGACACAUCCCCCCUUAGAAUAAAGAUCUGAUGAAAAUACUUUUUUUAUAUUGAAAGACCAUUUUUAAUUACAUAUAUAAUGGUAUAUACAUUUGUGUACUUUGUCAAACUGCUAUACAUAUAUAUUUAACAUGUUCAAUGUAACUAUUAAUUCAAUGAGCUAAAUCUUUUUCAUUAAAACAAAACAUUUGGUACUUAUAAAUCCUCAGUGCCCCUUAAUUCAUGCUAAUUUACUGGUGUAAAUAAUAUUUUUUUAAAUGAUUUUAAUGAUCACUUAAUUUCAUGUAAAUGUACUGUAUGUUCUUUAUAUGAUGUGUUUUGAUAUUUUGAAUUAUUAGCUGAUCAGUUCAUAUAUCAUGAAAAUUAUGCUUAAAUUACAUUUCUAAUAAUUUGAUUACCAGUACGUAUCAUGAUAUUCAAUGUUAAGCUAUGAGCUACAUACAUAUAUAGCUAGAAAAUUGAUUUCCAUUUCUUGAAAUUACAUAUAUAUUGCAUGCAUUUUAUUCUGACAUCAAUAUUUGUUAUCAUAUUGAAAAGCUAAACAUAUUAUUUAAGUUACAUGUACUUCAGGAUUGUUAAUUAAUAAAAAUAAAUUUGU